AUGGCAUUACUUUCGGCUCUUUUGUUUUGGGUAGCACUUCCUUCCACGACCAUGGCAGCUUCCACGGUCGACGACAACAGCAACCAUUUCUUUGUCGAUCCGUGGGACAUUUACCAUCCUUUGGAUGAAGGGCUUUGGCGAGGUAGCAGCAGCAGCACCAAUGACCCGAAAGGAGAUGUCCUGCAAGAAGAAGAUGUUACAAUCGAUGGUCGAUGGGAAGGUCUUCGCAACAAUUUACGUCUGGCAGAAAUUGACAGCAUGCGUCUCUUGUCGAGGCCUCCACUGUCACAUCACAAUGGCGGCGUCAUGAAACCCCUAUCCUAUUCCAUUUUUCAGACCGGCAAAUCUGCUCUAAGCAGUUUGGAUCCAAUCGACAAAAAUUUGAUACAACCAGGUCGUCUUUUUGGACUGGAUUACAAGCACCAACUGACCGGUGCUCACUAUCGAGCUUGUGCCGCCCUCCUGUUGCUACGUGGGUACAGUGAUGCGGCCCAUGAGAUUUUGUUGGGAGUGACGCUCGACAACCUGGAAGACGCCGUGUACGCUGCCACUCAUCGAGGGCAAACCAACUGGGCGGAACAGCAUCCCUUAUCCGAUGGGGCAGAUAUUUUGCACGCUGCCAUUCAUCGCCUCGUAGAAGGGAACGAUCUGGGGGAAGGAGAUCAAACCGGAUACGACAAUGCAAGAUACUGGUAUGCGGGGGGUCCCAAAUUGCUGGCUACACCGGCGGGUCAUCCAGUCCGAACCGCAUUGGCCAGAAUUGCACAAGAACAUACGCCCCGCUGUCUGAAGGAAGGCAAUGUGGUGGCAGGGAGUGCUGGAGCCAAGCAUACCGUCUUGUCCGGAGGUGGCAAGACUCGGACCGUAUCGAUAUCCUGUGGUCAGUGGGAUGACUUUGCGUUUUUGGAGCUCUGUCAAAAGUGGGACCAAGGUGCUUUCCACAACGAUCGAGAUAUGGAGGACGAAGUGGCAACUUUGCAACGAGCAGAGAUUAUUUUGCUAUUGCGACACGAGCUCUUUCGGUGUCUUCGGGGCAAUGGCAUGUAG
Seminavis robusta is the source of this 1047-nucleotide messenger RNA. NCBI's taxonomy places the organism in Eukaryota, Bacillariophyta, Bacillariophyceae, Naviculales, Naviculaceae. The record is from the annotation of a GenBank genome assembly.